Molecule: messenger RNA, 237 nt
Organism: Nezara viridula (southern green stink bug)
Lineage: Eukaryota; Metazoa; Arthropoda; Insecta; Hemiptera; Pentatomidae
Source: the annotation of a GenBank genome assembly
AUGAACCGUUCAAAACGAAAUGUAUCGAACAAAGGUUGCUGCUUGAGCAAGACGGAGCUGGUGCUAAUUGUGCCGUGGUUGCUGGUAGCGACUGGUGUAAUCAUUUAUGCCCCGACACUGGAGGAAGAAGUGGGAAGUGAUUUGCAUAUACCUCAAUGGGAAGGCCUGGCUCUGCUUUCUAAGGCUGCCUACGCUGCUCUGCCGCGAACUCCGUUCUCCUCAAUGUUCGUCUUAUAA